Molecule: messenger RNA, 1410 nt
Organism: Danio aesculapii
Lineage: Eukaryota; Metazoa; Chordata; Actinopteri; Cypriniformes; Danionidae
Product: DNA fragmentation factor subunit alpha-like
Exons: 6
Coding region: 202-1113 (303 amino acids)
Biological process (GO): apoptotic process; regulation of apoptotic process; apoptotic DNA fragmentation
Molecular function (GO): deoxyribonuclease inhibitor activity
Source: RefSeq, a predicted model, not a curated record
UCGAUCAGUAGCGCAUUUCACAACACGGAAGCAGAUAUCGACUAUGUUUAUUUUCAAUUCUUCUAGAACAGUGUUACAAAGAUGUUGUGAAUAUUCAGUGUAACGUUAGUUAUGAGGCUUCAAACACAAAACUAACAAUCGAAAACAUAAGGUGAUGCUCUAAAGAAAGUAAAUUAUGAACUCUGAACUUUGACCAUCAUCAUGACAGAAUUAAAACCAUGUAAAGUGUGUAACGUCAGCCGACUGAAGUAUUACGGACUGGCCGUGACCUCUCUUUAUCAACUCAGAAUUAAAGGUGCUGAGGCUCUAGACUUUUGUCCCAGUGCAUCAGUCUCAGUGGUGCUGGAAGAAGAUGGGACAGUUAUUGAAGAUGAGGCUUACUUUCUGUGUCUGCCAGCAAAUACCAAAUUCAUGUUGUUAGAUGCCAACGAAAUAUGGGUGCAUUCUCAUCAAAUUGCUGGUGGGACAGCCCAGUCUUGUAGAGACUCUAUGGAAGUAGAUGGAGGGUUUGACUCUUGGCAUGGUUUGGCAGAGCAGCUGAGGCAGGACCUGGCCAGUAUUAUCCUCAUGUCUGAGGCAGAUCUACAGAGUUUGAUAGAUGUGCCAUGCUCUGAUCUGGCUUCAGCGUUGGACUUCUCACAGCAGAAAACCCACGUCCUACAGGACACACUGCAAAGAACACUAGACCGUAGAGAAGAAGAGAGGCAGUCCAAAGACUUAUUGAGGCUCUAUUUGAAAGCCAUGGAGCGAGAAGGCACCUUGGACCCACAGGAAGAAAGUGCUAACCUAGAUGAGACAGAUGGGGUGCAGGUGGAGGCCGCAGCAGGGUUCAGCUCCACCACACUAAUGGUUCUGAGGGACAAAAGAUACCCAGAGACCAGACUGUCCAACCAAGAGCUGCAGAUGGUGGUGAGGCAGGGAGCGAAGGUAAUGAUGGAGGUGCUGGUCUGGGACAGUGAAAGGACAUCAGCGCUGGUCCAGGCAUGUGACAAUGAGCUCAGUAAACGCCUACAGCGAGUUCAAGCCCUGCAAUCCCUCAGCACUCAUAACCAGUCCGUUCCACAAGCACACGUUGAGAGAGAAACAAGAGCCAAACGCUGCAAAAAACACUGACAGCAAACAUGUUAAGCAUUUCAUUCUAUACUGUCCAGUCUUAAGUUUAGAAUGAGGUUUUAUUUUUUUUUGGAUAGUGAUUUUUGGAAAAUAUUAUAAUACAGAAUGACAAAAGGCAAUUAUUGGGAUGGAUUUGAUUGUAUUUAAAGGGAUUGAUCACCCAAAAAUGAAAAUGACCUCAUCAUUUACUCUCCCUCGUGUGGUUUUAAACAUUUAUGAGUUUCUUUCUUCUGUUGAACACAAAAAGAAGAUAUUUUGAAGAAUGUUGGUUGCUGGCACUUCCAUAGUAGGGGGAAA